AUGUCUGCCAGUUGGCACAGCUGCAUGUUUGGCUUUGCCAGAACUUGCCAGCUGCCAGCCGUCUCCAUGUCACCUCACGUGCUCGUGCCAGCAGAAAAACAUGAAGAAGAGAAUCUGCAAGCUUCUUUUCUCUUCUGCCUGGCCUGCCUCACCUUCUUCGCCGUUGUUUCGCUUCUGAUCAGCUACCUCGAGGCGUACAAACGGAGACUCGUCAAGUUCCUCCUCAUCCCCUUUGCGGCUCUUCAAGAGGGUGAAGAAGAUGAUGACGAGCAUCUUUCCCGUCAUCUAACGCAGCAAAAUCCCAAUCACGUUGAUUAUUUCCAUCAAUUUCAAUCUGGUCACUACAAAUACGACAACCCCUUCGGUAUGUCUGCGUCAAAGUUCGCCAUGGAGACUGACAGAGACGUGCUCUACCACGCUCAAGUUACUCUGGGCUGUAACGGUCUCCGUGAUCUCUACAACCUGGGUUUCAUGCGUCAAGACACUUUGGAGAGGCGAAUCAAGGCUGCCGGCAACCGCAUCAAUUUGAACAGCACUGUUUCCCUCUGUGCCGUCUGGCUUCGCGAGAAGAUUGGCCGCACCUUUUCCACCGCUGGCACGUUGCCUUCACUCAAGGGUCUCUGUCUCUUCCUCGAGCGCAGAGGCUGCACGCGAGACAUGUGCUGCCAAAUAUUAUACGACGCCUUUCAGAAAGUUGACCCAAGCCACGCGGACCAGGUCUCGCUGCGAGUUGACACCAGCGUGGUGCUGACGAGCUUCCGCGCUGUUGUCGACCACAUCUACGACCACUGGUAUCAAUGGCUUGACGAGUCGGAGUCGCCAGCAGAUGUUGUCGAACUUGAACCAGACCAACCAAAGAACGAUGAUGGCGGGUUGUCCUAUCCUGCCUACAACCACAAUCUGGAGAUGUUGUCGCCAGCUGAGCAUAACCUUUACCUCGUCGAAAGCCUUGAGCAGCUUCACAAAGGCCACGAUCAUCAUUCCAUUCGCGACAAUGACGAUGCUAAACGCGGAGCCAAAAGACGUCAACACCCUGGACACCGCGCGCCCUUUGAUCUCGGACAGGCUAGUUCAUGGGGCUCUGAGCCCAACCAGUCUGACAAGUGUGCCACUCGAUUGCAAGAUUGCGUGUGCAAGGAAUGCAGUAUCAUAGGUUGGCUUUCCCAUUCUGCUGGUGAACUCCUCAUAACCACGGACGACAUAGAUAUUCCUGAAGAAGAGAGAUUCAGAGCUCAUGAAAAAAUGGUCAUGAAUCCUCAACGAGCUGCUUUGCUGGUCAGCACUUGCCCCGUCGUCGCGGCAAACAAAGCUGCAGCUCUGGAACUGGUGGACUCGGACCUGUUCAUGCCAAGGGCCGUUUGUCACCUUAGGAAGAUAAAAGGAAAGGAAAGUAUGGAUGCGGAAAGUGUGACUUCGUGGAAUGUGAUCAAUGCUGAGAACAUUGACGAUGGCAUGGAAGAAGUUGAUCGUUUCUUAGCAGAACUUGAUGCUUGUACUGAGGGAGGAGCGCAGAAUCAAGGCAUGGCAUCGCAAGCUCAAGACGAGGCUCGCAAACAGCAAAACCGGGACAGCGCACCUAUUAUGGAGCAACCUCUGCUCGACAGUGCUCCAGAGUUGGGCAAUGAACAAGGCUCUGUACCAGCAAUCAUGUCGGAUCUUCACUUGGGUGUUGGCAACAAGCCGGUCCACGGGGACCCCUCGUACGACCCUAUGGUCCAGGAUUUGUUUGAAGGCCGAAGCAACCUUCGGAUCCAGAAAGCAAAACGUCUUACGGCCCUUGAGAUGUGGGAUAUUGUUGAUGGCACAACCUCGAACGAUGACCAUUAG
This is a messenger RNA of Trichoderma virens Gv29-8, 1827 nucleotides long. RefSeq lists its product as uncharacterized. NCBI's taxonomy places the organism in Eukaryota, Fungi, Ascomycota, Sordariomycetes, Hypocreales, Hypocreaceae. Bases 1 to 1827 code for a protein of 608 amino acids. The transcript is spliced from 3 exons. The record is from RefSeq and is a predicted model, not a curated record.